CUCAAAUUUUAUUUAAUAACUUUUUUAGUUAUCCUUCAAUGCUUAUACAGCUUAUUGCUUAAUUCGUUCACGUCUCUAUUUCUUAAUAAUUUAUUAUUCAUAUUAAAAUAAUAAUAAAGAUCCUUAUAUACUUUAAGCACAAUGGGUGGCCAUCACGAACCUGAAAUCCAAAUACCGGAUUACAGAAUAUAUAAAGUUGAUAAUGUGCCGGAACUUGUGAAGGUGAAGAAUAUUCUUGCUACCGAAGGUCUCAAAGAUCCGUGGCUAAGGAAUGAAGUUUGGAGAUAUCCUCCAAGUAGCGGUAGUCGUUAUCAACAAUAUUUCAAAUGUUGGUUCCGUGGUAAACGCGGGCUUACAAUUGCUUUUGGAUUAGCAGCCUCUAUUAUUGCUGUGGAAAAAACCUAUGAACAUUUUUAUCCACCAGUUCAUCAUCACAGAAAGCCUUACUUUCCAUCAUCCAGUGUUUAAUUUAAGAUAACAGUACCGAAAUCAAAGGACUCCAAUGACGUGUCCAGAGAAAUUAUUAAAAUUUAUAAAAUUGCAGUGCUAUGAUCUUUAGUUUUAGUAUAAUUUGUUUGUAUUACAAAAAAACCAUUUAUAAAAAUAUGUUUUAUAAAAUACAAGGAUAAAUUUAAUUAUCAUGUAUAAUUCAAAUGUGAACAGCAUACAUUUUGUGUCUCAACUAUAUUAUUUGAAAAAUGGUAGUAAUAUAUAAAAAAAAUGACAGCA
Rhopalosiphum maidis (corn leaf aphid) is the source of this 729-nucleotide messenger RNA. RefSeq names its product NADH dehydrogenase [ubiquinone] 1 beta subcomplex subunit 3 (gene ND-B12). The record is from RefSeq and is a predicted model, not a curated record. Gene Ontology annotation, cellular component: mitochondrion. NCBI's taxonomy places the organism in Eukaryota, Metazoa, Arthropoda, Insecta, Hemiptera, Aphididae. Bases 142 to 468 code for a protein of 108 amino acids. The transcript is spliced from 3 exons. Gene Ontology annotation, biological process: electron transport chain; mitochondrial respiratory chain complex I assembly.